Messenger RNA from Haliotis rufescens (red abalone), 3594 nucleotides. Its product is annotated as UBX domain-containing protein 11-like. Gene Ontology annotation, biological process: proteasome-mediated ubiquitin-dependent protein catabolic process. The record is from RefSeq and is a predicted model, not a curated record. NCBI's taxonomy places the organism in Eukaryota, Metazoa, Mollusca, Gastropoda, Lepetellida, Haliotidae. Gene Ontology annotation, molecular function: ubiquitin binding. Bases 276 to 1841 code for a protein of 521 amino acids. The transcript has 14 exons.
CAUGGCGUCCUUGGAUGUAAACAAGCAUAGCGACGGAGGAUAAUUAUCAGCGUUUGAGCAUAACGUAGCAUAAUUAGGCCUUUUAAAGGAAAGAGGGCGACAGUUUAUCAAUCACGAGUUAUUUUUUUUUAGAUUUAUGAGUAUUUACGGUUACAUGAUCGUGUAAUGGGGAAGAGUUCGUCUCUAACAGAGGGUUGCUACACCAUCACUCAUUGACAGCUGAUCUGUCACCAAGUUGUGUUCAAGAGUUGCAAGAUAGCAGAGGUCAGCACAAAAUGAGUUCGCCUUUGUCAAGCCUGAGGAAAUCUCAUAAAGCGCCUUUCAUGCCUGGCAGUGGGCAGAGGCCAGUGCCCUUCAGAAAUCCAGAUUAUUCAGAGGAUGAGAGUAAGCUGUUGGAUGAAGUUACGACAGGAAUGGCCUCCAGUAGAAUGAAAGGGCGUGACCCCUUCGUUGGAGGCUUGCCUAAAAUAGAAAGCCGCCACCCAUCACAGGUGUCCUCAGGGACCUCUCCAGGUCGAGAUCAGGGGCAUCCCAGUGCAUCUCCCUCGGACCGUGAGUUGCUUAGUCUGAUGAUGUCUCGAGUGACACACCUGGAAGCAAAGUUGCAGUAUCAGACUAAAGAAAAUGCAGAAAAGGACAGAAGAGUUAGAUUGUUAGAGGACAAACUGAAGAUCCUCCAAAAAGCCCAAGGGGGAGGUAACUCUGGUGAGCGGGUUCAGGAGCUGGAGAAGAAAUGUCUUCUACUACAACAGCAGAUUCAUGAGAUGGAGGCCUUCCUGUCUGACUAUGGCAUGGUAUGGGUGGGGGAAAAGAUUGACCCCGAGUCUGACGUGUAUAACGAGGACGUUUACUCCAGUGGGGGCAGUGAGGACGAUGCCUGGCGGCCAGGGUCAUCAGUGUCAAGAACUCCUGCAUUCCACCUGGACUAUGACCGUUUGAUAGAAAACAUCCAGGACUUGAAUGUGCUGGCUGGUGAGGGGGUGGCUAAGAUCCAACACACCACAGAUGGAGCUCGACUGAGGAUUCAGGAUCCAAUUCCCCUAACCCUCUAUGCAAAUGGCAUCAUGUUGUUUAAGGGGCCUUUCCGACCCUUCUCUGAUCCUGAAACACAGCUGUGUGUCAAAGAUCUCACUGAUGGCUACUUUCCCUCAGAACUUCAAAACCGUUAUCCAGAGGGCGUGCCAUUUAAGGUGACAGAUUUACGGAAGGUAUCGUUCCAUGACAAGCGUCGUGAGGAUCUGUUUACUGGUGCUGGGCAGAUGUUGGGUGGCGACACAAAGCCAUCCCGUCUGGUCCCAAGCAACCUGGACAAGGCUGUACAGCAUCACGACCUCUCCUCUAACGCCUCGUCCGAGUUUUCCGGCGAGGUCACUAGUCAACUACCAGGGCCUCAACUGACUGUUGAACAGUUUCUCAACAAACUGCCAUCAUCUGUGGUGAAACAAGGGAAGGUUAUAGACAUCCGGAGCUCACUGGGAGAACACAUUCACCAGGGCAAAGAUAGCAGGACCAGCAGUGGAGUUGUUGUCGUGGAAACUGCUGUGACGACAGAGAUGAAGAAAAGGCUGGAGGCAGACGAAGGUAGUCGCCCAGCUACACCCCGAGAUAUUACCACGCUGAGGAUCAAGUCUGGGGACCAGACUUAUAUAAUCAAGAUGAGGUUCCAAAACACCGUGGGAGAUCUCCGCCUCUACUUGAAUAAACAAAGACAUGGUUUACCUCACUACCAGAUUAUGUCUGCCUACCCACAUCGGAUCUACAAUGACAGCUCUUUAACCUUGGACGAAUGUGGCCUGACCCCUAAUGCUGUCCUUCACCUCCGUCCUGUAAAGAAGUCAUGACCUUGACCUUUAUUGAAAUCUUGUCAGUUCUUCGUCCAUAAAUGGAAUUGCAUAAUAUCAUUCAUUGUUUUGUUCUAUGGCAAUAAGUUUGGAUUUUGUUUUUGGUGAAGGUUUGGAAUCAAUCAAUCAAUGUGGUCUGUUGUCAUUGAUAUUGGGGAGAUUAUGACUUGUGCUUAAAGAGUAGCUAACUGAGCAUGUUAAAGUAAGUUAUUUCGAUUCAGACAAUGUAGCAAAGGAUCCAGUUGUAAUUGUACACCAUCAUCAAUGCAUAGCAUGGAUGAAUACACAGCACCCCUCCUUCAUCCCUGAGUACAUACUGAUGCAUUGCAGGAUAGUGUGAUAUGUGUCUAUUUUAAGUCAACUGUAGACAUGGGGUUGUGUAUAACAGAAGUCAAAUGAGACCAACUCCUUCAUGAAGUUUGUGUGAUCACUACCUUUGUCUGACAUUGACAGUGUGUAGACAGAUACCACAAGGCUGUGGACCAUGUUGUGUGAUCCCUACCAUUGUCUGACAUGGAAACUGUGUGUGGACAGAUACCACAAGGCUAUAGCUCAUGUUGUGUGAUCCCUACCAUUGUCUGACAUGGAAACAGUGUGUAGACAGAUACCACAAGGCUGUGGACCAUGUUGUGUGAUCCCUGACAUUGUCUGACAUGGAAACUGUGUAGACAGAUACCACAAGGCUAUAUAGCCCAUGUUGUGUGAUCCCUACCAUUGUCUGACAUGGAAACAGUGUGUAGACAGAUACCACAAGGCUAUAGCCCAUGUUGUGUGAUCCCUACCAUUGUCUAACAUAGAGGCAGUGUGUGGACAGAUACCACACGGCUAUAGUCCAUGUUUUGUGAUCCCUACCAUUGUCUAACAUAAAGGCAGUGUGUCGACAGAUACCACAAGGCUAUAGCUCAUGUUGUGUGAUCCCUACCAUUGUCUGACAUAGAGACAGUGUGUGGACAGAUACCACAAGGCUAUAGCCCAUGUUGUGUGAUCCCUGACAUUGUCUAACAUAGAGGCAGUGUGUGGACAGAUACCACAAGGCUAUAGCUCAUGUUGUGUGAUCCCUACCAUUGUCUAACAUAGAGACAGUGUGUGGACAGAUACCACAAGGCUAUAGCUCACGUUGUGUGAUCCCUACCAUUGUCUAACAUAGAGGCAGUGUGUGGACAGAUACCACAAGGCUAUGGCCCAUGUUGUGUGAUCCCUACCAUUGUCUAACAUAGAGGCAGUGUGUGGACAGAUACCACAAGGCUAUAGCUCAUGUUGUGUGAUCCCUACCAUUGUCUGACAUAGAGACAGUGUGUGGACAGAUACCACAAGGCUAUAGCCCAUGUUGUGUGAUCCCUGACAUUGUCUAACAUAUAGGCAGUGUGUGGACAGAUACCACAAGGCUAUGGCCCGUGUUGUGUGAUCCCUACCAUUGUCUGACAUGGAGACAGUGUGUGGACAGAUACCACAAGGCUAUGGCCCAUGUCGUGUGAUCACCAACAUUGUCUGACAUGGAGGCAGUGUGUAGAGAAGAUACCACAAAUCUAUAGAUAUGGCAGAUACGACACGAUGUGAAGUGAGAAAGAGUGUGGGAUGUAAGCUGAACUCUCAUUGGUCAGAGUACUCACUGGUUUCCCACUUACUAGAAACAGGCCGUGGCUUGAUUCAUUGGUUAAAAAUACCAACAACACCCCAAAGCUGACAAUAUAUUCAGUAUGAUGGAGGAGGCUAGAGUAUACAAACCCUUGAAGUAUUGACAGUGCAUAUAUAU